GCGGGUCUGGGUAGGGCCGGGCGGCGCGGUCAGAGUGAGACCGGGAGUCGGGGUCGGAGUUGAACCCGGGGCUGGAGACGCCGUCCCGGCCGGAGCGGGGUGGGGAGCCACGGCGGGUCGGAAGUCGAGUGACUGCUGAGGUCCAAGACUGGGACCUGAUGCUUUUGCUUGUUGGCACUCUACCAACUGAGCCACACCUCCAACCUCUUGACUGACUCUUUAAAGAGGAUCAGAAAGUGUGCCUGUGGGUUUUGAGCAUCUGAAGCAAACCCCUGGACCCGAGUGUUCACGGCCGUCCUCUUGCCCUGUGCAGAAAUGUCUGUCACGUACGACGAUUCCGUGGGAGUGGAAGUGUCCAGCGACAGCUUCUGGGAGGUCGGGAACUACAAGCGGACUGUGAAGCGGAUUGACGAUGGCCACCGCCUGUGCAGUGACCUCAUGAACUGCGUGCACGAGCGCGCGCGCAUUGAGAAGGCGUAUGCACAGCAGCUCACGGAGUGGGCCCGGCGCUGGAAGCAGCUCGUGGAGAAAGGGCCGCAGUACGGGACCGUGGAGAAGGCCUGGAUGGCUGUCAUGUCCGAGGCAGAGAGAGUGAGCGAGCUGCACCUGGAGGUGAAGGCCUCGCUGAUGAAUGAGGACUUUGAGAAGAUCAAGAACUGGCAGAAGGAAGCCUUUCACAAGCAGAUGAUGGGAGGCUUCAAGGAGACCAAGGAAGCGGAGGACGGCUUCCGGAAGGCCCAGAAGCCCUGGGCCAAGAAGCUGAAAGAGGUUGAAGCAGCAAAGAAAGCCCACCACACGGCGUGCAAAGAAGAGAAGCUGGCCAUCUCUCGAGAAGCCAACAGCAAGGCCGACCCAUCCCUGAACCCGGAGCAGCUCAAGAAAUUACAAGACAAAAUAGAAAAGUGCAAGCAAGAUGUUUUGAAGACCAAAGAGAAAUACGAGAAGGCGCUGAAGGAACUUGACCAGAGCACCCCCCAGUACAUGGAGAACAUGGAGCAGGUGUUCGAGCAGUGCCAGCAGUUUGAAGAGAAGCGCCUGCGCUUCUUCCGGGAGGUUCUGCUGGAGGUGCAGAAGCACCUGGACCUGUCCAAUGUGGCUGGCUACAAAACCAUUUACCGAGACCUGGAGCAGAGCAUCAAAGCAGCCGAUGCGGUGGAGGACCUGAGGUGGUUCCGAGCCAACCAUGGGCCCGGCAUGGCCAUGAACUGGCCUCAGUUUGAGGAAUGGUCUGCAGACCUGAAUCGAACCCUCAGCCGGAGAGAGAAGAAAAAAGCCACCGAUGGCGUUACCCUGACAGGCAUCAACCAGACAGGUGACCAGUCUAUGCAGAACAAAACGGGCAGCACCCUUAGUGUCCCGAGCAACCCCGCCCAGCUCGCGCAGUCACAGUCCAGCUACAACCCCUUCGAGGACGAGGACGACACGGGCAGCACCGUCAGUGAGAAGGAGGACAUUAAGCCCAAAAAUGUGAGCAGCUACGAGAAGACCCAGAGCUACCCCACAGAGUGGUCCGACGAUGAGUCAAACAACCCCUUCUCCUCCACCGAUGCCAACGGGGACUCGAACCCCUUCGACGAGGACGCCACGUCAGGCACCGAAGUGCGGGUCCGGGCUCUGUACGACUACGAGGGCCAGGAGCACGACGAGCUGAGCUUCAAGGCGGGGGAUGAGCUGACCAAGAUGGAGGACGAGGACGAGCAGGGCUGGUGCAAGGGCCGCCUGGACAGCGGGCAGGUCGGCCUGUACCCUGCCAACUAUGUGGAGGCCAUCCAGUGACGAGCCCCGGGCAGGCUGGCGGAGAGGUGGAAGCGGCCGGGCCGGGACCUCCGUGAGCCUCGGCCCGGGCAGCAACACCUCGGUGCCUCCGGCAGCCAUGGGGAUGUCCACGCCGCCUGCAAGUGGGUGGUUCCAUCGUUCUUGGCUUCCUGGUGUCCUCUGAAGGCCGACACGCCGGUCAUCUCCCUCGGGACUCCGCCCCUUCCCAGCGCAUCCAGGGAGGUCGAGGGACAGGAGGGCGCAGCCCCCAGCGAGAGCCGGGCCUCCCGACCCCGCUGGCCCCGCCAGCGCGGCGGGUCACGGGCAGGGCCGCGUCCGCACCUGCCUCGCCCCCGCGGCAAUGGCGGGUCACACUGAUUCUUUUUCCACGGCUGCUUCUCUCUGAAGAGUCCCAUGCGCAACCUACGUGAACAAACCUCAUGGCGUUCUCUGAGUAAAGAUGUUGAGGUUUUUAAUUUAAAGGCCAUGUACAGUUAUGCUUUUUAUACACCUGCUCUGCCCCACGUUGACUGCACUGUGCUCUGGGGGGGGUGUCGUACUG
Messenger RNA from Perognathus longimembris pacificus (Pacific pocket mouse), 2317 nucleotides. RefSeq names its product protein kinase C and casein kinase substrate in neurons 2 (gene Pacsin2). Gene Ontology annotation, molecular function: protein binding; phospholipid binding. Gene Ontology annotation, biological process: plasma membrane tubulation; caveola assembly; regulation of endocytosis. The transcript is spliced from 12 exons. The record is from RefSeq and is a predicted model, not a curated record. Lineage: Eukaryota; Metazoa; Chordata; Mammalia; Rodentia; Heteromyidae. Gene Ontology annotation, cellular component: plasma membrane; endosome; cytoplasm. Bases 316 to 1776 code for a protein of 486 amino acids.